Pelobates fuscus (common spadefoot toad) is the source of this 875-nucleotide messenger RNA. Its product is annotated as IgGFc-binding protein-like. NCBI's taxonomy places the organism in Eukaryota, Metazoa, Chordata, Amphibia, Anura, Pelobatidae. The record is from RefSeq and is a predicted model, not a curated record. Bases 102 to 875 code for a protein of 257 amino acids. The transcript is spliced from 3 exons.
GCCUCAUUCUCCUCUUCCUCCUCGGACAGCAUAUCACUCCGACUUUACAAGAUUCAUCGGACACACUCCCUCUGUUUUCUGGACAAGUUUUUGUUACAGCUAUGAUGGAAGUGUCGUCACUGGGAAUCUUUAAUACACAGCUAGAGAUCAUCCUGCAUGGACUUGAAUGUUGUACUCGAGUUAAUGUUAUGGUGAUAGGAACAUACUUCUCCCAAACCUACACCCUUCAGAAGGGAGAGAUGGUAAAUGUCACUAUGCCCACCAACACUAUCCUCUCUGGAACUUCGACCUUCACUGCCGGCACGAUCCUAGUAACUUCUGAUAAAAACAUUUGUGUUAUCUCCCGGGUCAGCGCCGACAAUGGUUUUGAUUCAUCAUAUGUGUACCCAACAGACAUACUCGGGAAGCAAUACUAUAUUCUUACACCUACUUCUGCUAUUCCUGGCUUUGCUCAGUUUGCUGUGGUUAACCUAAAUACAACUACCUCGCUCACGGUCACUUUAAAGAAUGGUCCUAUUAUGUUUAAUGGGUCUUAUAUGUCUGCUGGGAGUUCGGUGACGGUGAAUCUCGCACCCUAUGGAUGUGCACAGUUUCAGUUGGAUGGAGACCUGUCUGGGUCUACUGUGUCAGCUAACCAACCAGUGGCUGUGCUGAGUGGUCACCAAAUAACUCAGAAAUAUCCCCUUUAUAACUACGGCUAUACAUAUGAGCAGCUGAUACCUACAUCUGUCUGGGGCAGUUCUUUCCUUGUACCUCCACUUUCCAUAUCUCAACGGAAAAAUGAUACAGUUGAAGUAAUUGCAGCUGAGAAGACACGCGUCAGAGUGUAUAAUAAAUCCUUUCUUCUUAUUGAUCACAUACGGUCUUCGAAUUAA